AUGUCGGGCAAUCUUAUUCGUGUUUGUUUAUUUCAACACAAGACAGGUCUGGUUUUCAAAGCCAAUGUUGACAAAGGUGCACACAGAGAGGCUGGAAGAGAUAGGAAGGCUAAUUCCAAUAACGAUGAGGCUGAACUGGCUAAGAAGGUCGUUGAAGAUCUGUUACGGGAGCAUCCAGCCUGGAGAUCAGAAAAGAAUGUUGCAAAUUGUGAGGGGAGAGGAAUUUGUGUGUAUAAUUUGCCUGCUAAGUUCAGCAAGGAUUUGGUAGGUCAAUGUGUUGAUAUGAUGCCAUGGUCUAGUUUUUGCGAGUUUUUCAAUAAUGGUGGUUUCGGUGAAGCCCUUCCGGAGCUUGGCCAUGCCUGUUACCACACUCAUCAGUAUGCUUUAGAGCUAAUUUUUCAUGAAAAAGUUUUGAAGCAUCCCUGCGGGGUUUAUAAUAAAAAUGAAGCCAAACUUUUUUAUUAUGGUGGCUUAGAUACACUAUGGUGGCAUUUCAAAAAUGUCUCCGAUGAUGUUAAAGAUCUGUCAGUAGAGUUGAUAAAAUGGCUUGAGUCCCAAAAGCCAUGGAUUCAACAUUCUGGUAAGGAUCAUGUAAUUGUCUUGGGAAAAAUUUCUUGGGAUUUCAGGAGAGGAGGUGCGUCUACAUGGGGCACAAUGCAAAAUCCAAUAAAGCUUUUGGUUGAGCGGCCAUGGCAUGUGAAUGACAUUGGAAUUCCUCAUCCUGCUUUCUUCCAUCCUCAGUCAGACGACGACAUUCUCCUGUGGCAACUCAAAGUUACCCAGUCGCAACGUAAGAGCCUGGUCAAUGUUGCCCGGGGAGCAAGGCCUGGCCAUCCAGAGUAUAUAAGGUCCAUUUUGAUAACCCAAUGCACUUUUUCACAGAAUGAAACCUGCAAGUUCUUAAAUUGUUCUUCAGGUUUAUGUCACAAACCCAAACCAGUUAUGGAUCUCUUCAUCGAAUCUGAAUUCUGCCUGCAGCCUUCUGGGGAUAGUCCAACGAGAAAAUCAGUCUUUGAUUCACUUAUUUCAGGUUGUAUUCCUGUUCUGUUUGAUCCUUUUACUGCUUAUUAUCAACAUCCAUGGCAUUCACUAGAGGAUCAAGGUAAAUAUUCAGUGUUUAUAGGCCAAGAUGAGGUGAGGAAAAUGAAGGUGAAUGUGAUAGAGAGGCUGAUGAAGGUUUCAGAAAAGGAUAGAGAGAAUAUGAGAAGGUAUAUAGUGUGUGAAUUAUUGCCAGGGUUGGUAUAUGGAGAUUUAGAUUCUAAGCUUGACAAGUUUCAGGAUGCAUUCUCAAUUACCAUGAACAAUCUGCUUGAGAGGGUGAAUAGAAAAAAGUGGGGUGAGAAACCAAUUUCAGGUAUCAUUGAAGACAUUUCAAUUCGAGAUUAACAUUUCGCCAGUGUCACUG
Molecule: messenger RNA, 1405 nt
Organism: Mangifera indica (mango)
Lineage: Eukaryota; Viridiplantae; Streptophyta; Magnoliopsida; Sapindales; Anacardiaceae
Product: xyloglucan-specific galacturonosyltransferase 1-like
Molecular function (GO): glycosyltransferase activity
Source: RefSeq, a predicted model, not a curated record